Messenger RNA from Ipomoea nil (Japanese morning glory), 927 nucleotides. RefSeq lists its product as uncharacterized. The record is from RefSeq and is a predicted model, not a curated record. Lineage: Eukaryota; Viridiplantae; Streptophyta; Magnoliopsida; Solanales; Convolvulaceae. The coding region runs from base 1 to 927 and encodes 308 amino acids. The transcript has a single exon.
AUGGCCUCAAGCAGUAGGAGAUCUCCUGAUCUUGAGGAACAGUAUGCUAACCUAUCUCUUCAAGACGAUGAGGACUAUGAAGUACCUCUUGAGGAGGAAGGACUAUCAGACGAAUUUGAAGAUCCGGCGUUUACGCUGGUUAGAAGGCUCUUAACCAAAAAACCGGUCAAGUUUACCUACUUCAGAGAUACUAUGGCCAUGGUGUGGAGACUGGUGAAAGGCGUGAUGACGACGGAAGUUACUACCAAUCUCUAUCUCUUUCAUUUCUUCUGUGAGGUCGAUAUGAACCCGGUGCUUGACGAUGGCCCAUGGUCGUAUGAACAGAGCUUACUGGUGUUGAACAAACUGGACGAUAACAAAUCCCCUUUUGAGGCAAAGCUGGAGCACACGGAUUUCUGGGUCCAGGCAUACAACGUUCCUCACAGUCUCCAAACUCAGAGGACGGCUCAAACUAUUGGAGCGUUCUUAGGGUCAUACAAGAAGACAAACUCGACUCAAAUGGACGGGACUUGGAGAGCCUUCAUUCGCAUUCAAGUGGGUAUUGACAUCACACGUCCUCUACGAAGAAGAAUGAAGGUGAAACCCCCCAGAAGUGAAGCUACAUGGGUAGAUUUCAAGUAUGAAAGGCUACCUACCUUCUGCUUCAUAUGCGGCAUUAUAGGCCAUGCAGACAAAUACUGCCGGAGAUCGAUUGAAUCACCACCACCGGAGAGACUGUUCGGACCGGAUCUGAGAGCUAAUGGGAGGAGGCCACCGCCAGCGAUGGGACAGCGAUGGGUCGUGUUAGAGCGGCCUCGAAAAUGUACUGAUAAAGAAGUUGACAGUACUUUGGAUAGCGGUGCAGAUGGUCAGAAGCAUAAUAUAUCAUUGAAUAAGGAAACAUUACGAAUGUCAUCUGAGGAAGUCAUUAAUGGCGAUUCUGAGUAG